AAUUUUUAAGUCCCCAAAGCGAUGCGAUUAGACUUGUGGUGAUCUCUCUCUUCUUUUUUUUCGGGUGCAAAACAAAAGGGAUAUUAAAACAAGAGUAUGAACUCGCAUCAAAUUUUGCAAAAAAAUAAGACCAAAAGGGAAUAAAAUAGAAACAGGCCGAGGAGGAAGAGGCGUAGAGAGAGAGAAGAUCAAGCAGCCCCAAAUAGGAAACUUUUUAUGCUCUCCCUUUUCCUUUUCAAGCCCUAUUGGAUUCUACAACAAGUCAGAAAAUUUUGAAAUUGGACUUCUGAUUCAGUAUAGGUAUCGAAUUCGCUUUCUGAUUGAUUUGGUGCUGCAAAAGGCGGAAAUAUUCCUACUGAUUCGGUUAAAGAAGCCCCCAGCACAACAUUGACGAUCUCAGAAAGAUGCAGAGAUGAAACAGUAAUUGCAAGUGUUACUUUGACAAGUUUUACGUUGUGAAGAGUUGUGGUGUAUAGUUAAUGAAAGGGUUUUUUGGAGAAGGAAAAAAGAGAUGAAAGUAGUUGUUAUUGUGUGGUCGGAGGAACAAUGACUGGGUGGUCAUUGGGUCUUCGGACAGCAAGCGAUGGGUCGUUGCAGCAACUGGCACAAAAUGGAGUUUUGCACUCUCAGAGUUCGUUCAGCUCGCGUAAAACUCCAAAGACAUCACUUUCCGGUUCUAGAGAGAAGGAAAGAUGUCUUCCCUCUAUUUGCAGGUUUUUGGUGCGAAGGCAGGUUGGAAUGCUGAUUUUGGUUGCAUUUGCACUCUUGGCUUUUGUUGCAGGAUUUUCGAUGGUUAAUAAAGAUGAUGCAUCAAGGAGUUCUGAAUUGGACUUCAAGGAAUGGUUUGAAAACAACACAUAUCAUCUAUCUGCAUUAUUGCCCAGGAAGGUUAUGGUAUGUGGUGAGAAUACUGCCCAGCUGCCUCCUCCCAAUGCUUCAACUGUGAUAUUGGCUAAAGAUUCCAUUGCUUUUCCUGAUCCUUGUCAAAACUUUGCAUUUCCCCCUCCUCCACCUGGUGAUAGGAGGCGAAUUGGGCCUCGCCCAUGUCCUGUAUGCUACGUUCCUGUGGAGCAAGCGAUAGCUCGUAUGCCUAGAGUCCCAUCACCGUCACCCGGGCUUCAGCAUUUAACUUAUUUCCAUGAGCAAAUUCCCAUGAAGACUGAACCUCACGGGGGUUCUGAAUUUGGUGGGUACCCUUCUUUGGAGGAGAGGAAUGCUUCUUUUGACAUAAAAGAGUCGAUGACUGUGCACUGCGGAUUUGUCAAAGGUUGUAGACCUGGUGAUCGAACGGGAUUUGACAUCAAUGCAGCUGAUCUAAAGGAGAUGGAGCAAUUCCAUGAAGUCAUUGUUGCAUCAGCCAUAUUUGGAAAUUAUGAUGUGAUUCAACAGCCAAAGAACGCUGGUGAAAUUGCGCGAGAAAAUGUUCCCUUUUAUAUGUUUGUUGAUGAAGAAACAGAGGCAUCCUUGAAGAAUUCUAGUCUCUUGGACAGCAGGAAUAGGGUUGGUUUAUGGAGGAUUAUUCUGGUUCGCAAUGUGCCUUAUUCUGAUGCUAGACGCAAUGGAAAGGUACCUAAGCUCCUACUACAUAGGCUCUUUCCUAAUGUCCGCUAUUCAAUUUGGAUAGAUGGGAAGCUUCAGCUUGUUGUGGAUCCUUACCAGAUUCUUGAGAGAUUCUUGUGGCGCCAGAAUGCUACUUUUGCAAUUUCAAGACAUUAUAGACGGUUUGACGUCUUUGAAGAAGCUGAAGCUAAUAAAGCUGCUGGGAAGUAUGAUAAUGUAUCCAUUGACCACCAAAUUGGCUUCUACAGGAAAGAAGGUUUAACUGCAUAUUCGGAGGCUAAGCUUCCUAUUACUAGUGAUGUUCCUGAAGGAUGUGUUAUCAUAAAGGAACAUAUUCCCAUCACAAAUCUUUUCACCUGUCUGUGGUUCAAUGAGGUUGAUCGUUUUACCUCAAGGGACCAGUUGAGCUUUUCCACUGUUAGGGACAAAUUGAUGGCAAAGGUUAGCUGGAACAUCAACAUGUUUUUGGAUUGUGAGAGGCGAAAUUUUGUGAUACAGGCAUACCAUAGAGAUUUACUGGAGCAAAGGGCUCACAUGACAGUUGUGAGAGUUCAUCCUCCACCCGCGUUGGUUCGUGAUCAUUUUUCUAUUAAAUCUCCAGUUAGAAGAAAUCCAAAGCGUGGAAGAGGUGAAAGGAAGUCUAAUUCAAGACGACAUCGCAAAGUUGGUUAUGGGAGUAGGGGAGGCAGCACUUUUUGAUUUUCUUGCUCCCCUUGCGGCCAUUCCUCUUUUGCUGCAAAAGGAAAAAGAAUCUGUUCUCUUUUUUCAACCUAUUUGUUGCUUAUUGUUCAGCAAGGUUAGGACAAUUUUGAUAGGUACUUGUCAAAUGCGCAAAGAAAGAAAUUGGUUUUGCUUUUUUUGAAAGUUGUGAAUAUCAAUUCAAUUUACAUUGUAGAUAUCACUAAUUGAAAUAAUAGGUUGGUUGAUUCUUGUUUUAUAGCUAA
Messenger RNA from Nicotiana tabacum (common tobacco), 2504 nucleotides. Its product is annotated as putative hexosyltransferase MUCI70. Lineage: Eukaryota; Viridiplantae; Streptophyta; Magnoliopsida; Solanales; Solanaceae. The record is from RefSeq and is a predicted model, not a curated record.